Molecule: messenger RNA, 1034 nt
Organism: Caenorhabditis auriculariae
Lineage: Eukaryota; Metazoa; Nematoda; Chromadorea; Rhabditida; Rhabditidae
Source: the annotation of a GenBank genome assembly
AUGAGUGGCGAAGAAGAAAACACCAUUUACGGUCCCACGCUUCCCAGAAAACAACUGGUCGUAGAAGAGAAAGAAGAAGUAAACAUUUUUUUUUCAGACGGGCAAGAGAAUUGUUAACUAAAAAAAAUUGAGGUUGAUCUUCAAAUCGGACCUGCUCUACCGACCGAAAAGCUUCUUAUAACGACUAGAACAUCUUAUGGACCUAACUUGCCUGGAGUUUUCGAGGUAUCAUAAAAUAAAAUUUUUAACUCGGCGAUAGUUGGAUUUCAGAAUGUGGAAGCAGAUAAUGACCAAGAAGAUUCGGACGAUGAGGAUUUCGUCAGAAAAAUUCUUAAUUCUUACAAUUUAAAAUAUUUUUAGGGUCCAAUGCCCAUUCCAAAAGGGGGUGAAGACGACGAAAUUUCCUUGAGAAAUUAUCGCUUUGCCCUCGCUGAAGAGAAAAAGCCGAUGGAAGAGGUUUCUAAUCACGAAUGAAAAUUUUGUUUGAUUUUUGUUUUAAGAAAAGUGCUCCAAAACGAGAAGAUUGGAUGCUAACUGUGCCGAAAACUCUUGGGAAUAUAGGACUGGGACCUAGAACUUUUAAAGUUUGUAUUCUCUUGAAAAAAGAAACGAAAAAACUUUAAGCGUUCGGCUGUCGAUACGGACAAAUCUUGGGAAGACUCCCCCACAAACAAAAAGAAACCCGAAGAAAAAGUUUUUUUUUCAUUCGAUGAGUUAGAACGCUAUUAGUUUCAGAAAUCAGUGCAUUUCAAGUCGAAAGUUGAAGACCCGGUUCAGAAAGAAAUAGGACCAAGUUUUGUUCAGCUACAUCAAAAGGAUCGUCGUGAACAGCAUAAAAACGUUUGUAAUUCUAGAAAAAAUCAAGUUUUCUUUCUUUCCAGAAAGAAGAAAUUUGUGAAGGUAGACGACCGUUUGAUCGCGAAAAAGACAUGGCUGUUGGCGGCUUGAAACCGGGAGCUAGUAAAGAAGCUGUGGAACGGAUGAAAGAACUCGGAAAUCGUUUCACUACGAGCCGCGAGGCCAAAUAUCUUUGA